CGCCGCCUCUAUCCCUCCUCGUCACGCGCUCGGCGUUCCCCUCCUCCGCCGCGGCACAGGGCUUCCUUCGCCACGGGGCGCGGCCCUCAUGCUCGGCACCCCUCUCCUCCGCUUCGACGCAGGGGCGCGAGCCACGGGCGAAUCGAGCCGCAGAGUCCAUCCACUGCUGCCACUGCUGCUAGGACCCGCCGCCCCUUAGAUCUGAGAGGGCGAGCUGCUCCUCGCCGAGGCUCCCAAAGCUCGGGAUAUGGUAGCCGCGGGGUGUGGUGGAGCGGUGUUGGCAUAGGGGGCGAGCCCAUCUGCACAGCAGCCUUCGUGGCCGCACGGAACAGCUGCGGCAGACUCGGCGCGCGGAACAACUGUGGCAGACACAGCGCACAGAGACCUUGCCCUGAGCAACCACAUGGAUGACGAUGCCAGGGCGCUUGGCCUCACCGCCUGGGAGGAGGACAUCGCCGCUGCUUGCCUGCGCCAUCCUCCUCCUUGGGUAGCAACGCCAUGACCUAAUGCUUCUCUCUUUAUUGUGGCAGACCUAAUGCUUCUCUCUUUAUUGUGGCAGGAAUGGGGAUUUCUCUUGAUUGAAUUCGUCCUCUACUCAGGCAAGUUAUUGAUCUGAAAUGCCCCUGCCUCCCUCCUCUCCUUGCGGUAGGAAGGGGGAUUUCGUUUUGAUUGGAUUCGUUCUCUCCCUGAAUAAGUUAUAGAUCUAAAAAAAUUCCUCAUUGUGGAUGUAGACUGCUCAUCGAUCUUGGAUUUGAAGCUCUGACCUUGUAUAUGCCAAACUGAUUUAGGCGCGUUAGAUGUGCCCUGAUGUUUAAUCUUUGUCCUUGAAAAUUUAGAUACAUAUUUUGCACUUUUCUAGGUCACGUAGAUUGACUGCAGGGAGCUUAGGAGGAAAUUGUUGAUGCAUGUUGGUGCUGCGGCUGCAUAUGCAGUUUAUGUACAGUGAUAAAAUUGAUCGAUGAACAAUAAAAUUUAUAGGAUCAACAAGAUGUUCAAAUAAUAUAUUAGUCUGUUUAAAUAUGAUAUUAAUAUCUAGGUUGGUAUGAAGUGGAAAAAUAUAUAGUUUAUAGACACAACAACAACGGAAUAUGGUGGUAAUUUACCACCUAUUGCAGGAGGUGCUCUCCUUUUACCAUGCUAGCUUCUUGCAUUUGGGGGAAAAGAUAGUAGGCAUUGAACUAAAACAAAUUAUAGUGGGAUACCCUUACUGUUCUUCCGCGGCAUUGAGCCAUGCACCCAUGGAUCAGAGCAAAGUCAUUUACAGUUGCUAGAUGAAUCAAUAAUACUUUAGCAAUCUUUCAGACAUAAUGUGAUGUUAUCUGGUUUUGUGCCUUCUACAUCAUUGCAAGUUCUUUAUAUAGUUUUCGUAAUACAGCUUAUUGUGCAUUCAAGAUUUGAUAAUGCAUUUUGUACCUGAAACUAUAAGCUAAUAAGCUUUUGUUUCUCAAAUUCAGCUUACUAAAUUUCAGAAAUAUUUCAGUUUACAAUUUCCACUUCUAAAAUAUUUCUUUGCUGCUUUUAUGUUGCUGAAUCGGCUGAGAUGGUUUGGACAUGUCCAACGAAGGCCUCCUGAGGCGCCGCUGCAGCGCACCCCACUUCGCCUAGCUCUAUCCUCCUGCGUGGCAGCAAGUUCGGCUGCUGCAGCGCAGCCAAAAGAAGAGCAGAUGAACAUGGUGCAGACUGGCAGAGGCACUACUGUGGAUAAGACCACACCACAUGAGGGAGUAGAAAUGACUUUGCGCCCACUAGAAGCAACAUCCUUUUUAAAAGUUAGCAAUCUUCCUGUGUUUGAGCAGCAAUGUCUUCUUGGGUUCGAGCAGCAGUGUCUCAGGUUGCGGCCGGCUUUUGUGUGCCCUACAUCUCCAGCAAGAAGAGUCCGAUGCAUGGUACCUGCAGUCUGCAUCGACCUCAACAUGCAAAUUGUGUAGCAUGGUGAUUAGCUUUUAGUUUUAUUUAUUUGGUAGCUAUGCAUACUUACUGUUAUAUGUAGAUUUAUGUUGUUCGGAUAUGAUGUAAUAUUGAUGUUCCAAAUGCCGAAUAAAUACCUGAUGUUAGGAUAGAUUAGUACUUGAAUAUAACCAUGGUGAUCGAAUGUACUGUGAUGUUGAUGAUUGAAAUGCCAGACAAACACCUCAUCGAUAGGAUAGCUUGGUGCUCGGAUAUAUUGUAAUGUUUAUGAUUCAAAUACCGGAUAGAUGCCUAUGUUAAAAUAUUGAUGAUCUUCUUACUACCCGGAUGUGGUGGUUUCAUAUUCAA
Messenger RNA from Panicum virgatum (switchgrass), 2256 nucleotides. RefSeq lists its product as uncharacterized. The transcript has 5 exons. The record is from RefSeq and is a predicted model, not a curated record. NCBI's taxonomy places the organism in Eukaryota, Viridiplantae, Streptophyta, Magnoliopsida, Poales, Poaceae. The coding region runs from base 1521 to 1928 and encodes 135 amino acids.